Molecule: messenger RNA, 579 nt
Organism: Trametes versicolor FP-101664 SS1
Lineage: Eukaryota; Fungi; Basidiomycota; Agaricomycetes; Polyporales; Polyporaceae
Exons: 2
Coding region: 1-579 (192 amino acids)
Source: RefSeq, a predicted model, not a curated record
AUGGCCGGCUAUCGUACCCUCGGGAGCACUCUCCGACAAGACUACGCUCGCGAGGAGCUCAAGAUGCGCGGGGAGCUUCGGACGCUGAUCCACGAUGUGUUAGUCGCGCUCUCCGGGGACGCCGACGCGAGCAUGCGCUGGACGUUCGAGCGGUACUUCAAGUUCGUCUACCUCGCACACGGCCUCCAGCUCGUCGGCUGGCCCGCGGAGAUCGUGUGGGGGAACCUGAGCGGGAUCACGGGCCGAGCGCGCAUCGCGCACCUGCUCGGGCUGUGGCACGCGGGCGCGCUGCGCUUCGAGCGCGUGUCGGCGGCGGAGCGCGCCGCGGCGCUGCUUGACCCGCGCAGGGCGGCCCCCGCGCCGCGGUACGUGCGCACGCCGCCGAAGCUCGGGCGGAGCGACCUGAAGGCACGCAAGCCCCGGCCGAAGACGAACCCGAGCGGGAAGCCCGGGCGGCACGUCCGGAACGGGCCCAAGUCGGCGAAGUGGGUGACGGCGGCGGCGGAGCGGAGGGCGGAGCUGGCGCAGAUGGCGGAGGUCGCGGCGGUCGCGGCGAGGGCGCGGAUCUCUGUGUGCUGA